AUGGCCAUCUACGCCGAUGCGGCACCGUCCUUGGCGGGCAGUGUCAUCAUGUUGACUUGUCUGGGCUUGUUGACGUACGGGUUACGGGUGUACUGCAGACUGACGAGGAAGUCAUGGGGCGUGGAGGACUGGAUCAUGACCGCGGCACUGCUGCCGUUCGCCGUGCUGGUGGCAGGAUGUAUCGGGGGCGCGUUCAAUGGGAUUGGUAUUCACCAGUGGAGGUUCCAAGUGCCUGGCCAGGAGCAGUACUAUGCCGAGGGACAGAAGUUCUUCCUCAUCUUCGAAGUCGGCUACUGCUCUGCCAUCAUCCCGAUCAAGCUCAGCAUCAGCUGGCAGCUGAUUCGCGUCGCUGAGCGGCGCAAGGCAUACCUGUACGGCCAGUAUCUGGUGAUCGCCAUCUUCGCCAUCAUGAACGUGAUCGCGCUGAUAUUCAUCCUCAUCAACUGCAUCCCCAUCGACGCUGCCUGGAACGGCGACUCGGAGGGUCACUGCCGGCCAUCGUACGUCCUGGCCGACGUCUACUACGCCUGCACCGCGGUGAACAUCCUGACCGACUGGGUGACAGCCAUCAUGCCGGUCCCUCUCCUCUGGAACGUGCAAAUCAACCGCAACACCAAAAUCUCCAUCGUCGGCCUUAUGGGCCUGGGUAUUCUAGCCUCCCUCUCCGCCUGCGUCCGCCUGAAAUACACCGUCGCCCUCACCAGCCAAUCCGACUACCUGUACGGGGUCGCCAACGUCGUGAUCUGGGGCUUCGCCGAGAACGCCAUCGGGAUGAUCGUCGGCAACGUCGCGACGCUCCGCCCGCUGUUCCGCAUCCUCCGCGACCGCAAAACCUCGGAUAACUACUACACUCGCUCGCGCGGGCUGCCGGGCUCGCAGCGCACCGGGCCGGGGGGGUUCUUGCGCACGUACGAGCUGGCCGAACAUGGGAAGAACACCGGGGUGGUGUCCACGUCAGAAGCAGAUCCUCGGGGUGGGUCUUCUCCGGGGGAGGCGGAUAUUUUGGUUAGUCGGCAGGUUAUUGUGGCUUAUGAUUGA
Messenger RNA from Aspergillus heteromorphus CBS 117.55, 1038 nucleotides. RefSeq lists its product as uncharacterized. NCBI's taxonomy places the organism in Eukaryota, Fungi, Ascomycota, Eurotiomycetes, Eurotiales, Aspergillaceae. The record is from RefSeq and is a predicted model, not a curated record. The transcript has 7 exons. The coding region runs from base 1 to 1038 and encodes 345 amino acids.